AUGCUGACUGCAAGGUCUCGUAAUCACAGUCAAAGUGCAAGUAGCAGCAAUACUGUAUCAAACACUUCUUCCAGAACUACUGUCAAAGACGAGUCUAAUGCGAGAUCAUUGUCUGGCUUAAAACCAAAACCAGUUUUUGUUAAACCGUCCGAUGUAGUCUCUGUUGCAACCCAUUCCUCCAGAUCUGGUCUGCUUGCCUCCAAAACACCAAAGUCUUCAUCUUGGCACUCUGCCGUGACAGGCACAGACAAUACUGAGCAAUUAGCAAGUAGUCGCCCUUUAUCCAAUCAGACUUUCGCAACUUCUACUCUAGGAUCAGCAUGUGCUUCACAGUCCAGACUUCCUGUUCUCAAAAAAAAGCAAUCUUCUGUCCGACCCGUUCCAGAUUUUGCUAAACUACAUAAAACUUGGGAGUCAAAGCUAGCAUCAGGGAAAUCAAUCAAGUCUUCAUCGCAAGAUAUCACAACUUCAAAUAAACUUUUUGAAAAAAGCACCAGUAAUAAUGGUGCAUGUAGCUUUCCUUCAAGUGCCGAUUCUGAUAUUGUCCCCAAAUCUGCUGCUUAUCGGAAACCCACACCAUUUGCCAUACAGACAAAUCAACAAAAAAGUCAACUACUUGAACCAAAAGCAUCAACACCAUUACUUUCUACAACUGGAUCAGCAACAUUGAAAAACGAUACCAAACCAUCCCAGGCUGUUUCAACUCAACACAACACUGUCCACUCACCCCACAAUGAGGAAUUCAACAAUGCUUCUUUGGCCAAUAUUCUUACAAGCACAUCUUCUCACGAGCUGGAUAUGGCCCAUUCAGAUGAUAUUGAAACUCGAUCGUAUGGCGUGCUGAAGCGUCGGACAACUUUGGCUCAACUAAGCAAUUUUUCUGAAAAGUAUUCUGCCGAAGAUACUGGCUCUAGCACUAGAGGAAAUAGAAGAGUCGGAGAAAUCGCUAGUACAAUUCAGCAUGAAGAUCUGCGAGUACUCAAGCGUACUUCUCUUUUUCAAGCUCCGAUACGAGUUGCUCGCAAACCAUCUCAUAUUGAGCUUUCUCGAAAAAAUAAUGAUCUAUUAGGACCUUUGGUCUCUGCCGAAAAAGAACUGACAAUUACUUCUCAGCAGCAAGAACUACAACGGUAUCCAGCCAGACUACUUGGGCAGGCAUCACGUACCCCAAACGCAUCCAAGAUCGCCACACUACCCUUCACACCACGAACUUUUGCCAACAAGGAUCUAGCGAGAGCGUUGGGGAAAGCGCUGAUGGAAACUUCGACACCUCCCGCGCGAGAGCCAACUACACCCCGCCAGAGUAUGUUUGGUGGGGUACAAAGCAGUUUGAACACUACUUUGUCUACAGAUACAGCUCCUUUGCAUUAUGAUCAAGGACGGGGAUAUGCAUUUAGCGUUCAAACUGAGCAAUCAAAUCUUGUUCUCACUCAGUAUCAGCCGCCUAGCACCAUUUCAAGCCAUCCUGAUUCAAUAGUCGAAAAAACAGUGCAGAUAUCAAAGCCUCGGGGGCAACUUCCUAAUCCAUUUGAUGUACUUGGAAUCACACCACAUUCGACUUUUUCCUGGACAAACUCUACAUUGCUUUCCAAGGGGUCAUACACUGGGCUGCCUGAAGGUGAAGACAUUAAAUUAGAAACAUUUUCUUAUUCUGCAGCGAACGGCUUGAAUACAUCUUUUGAUCCACCAUCAUGCACAGAUGACUCGUCUACAAUUGCAUCAUUGCAGAGCGAGUUGGAUAAAUUGACAUCGAUGGAAGAAGCAUUAAUGCGAGAGCUAGAACACGAGACUUUAUCCUAG
This is a messenger RNA of Batrachochytrium dendrobatidis JAM81, 1800 nucleotides long. RefSeq lists its product as uncharacterized. The coding region runs from base 1 to 1800 and encodes 599 amino acids. Lineage: Eukaryota; Fungi; Chytridiomycota; Chytridiomycetes; Rhizophydiales. The record is from RefSeq and is a predicted model, not a curated record. The transcript has 5 exons.